Molecule: messenger RNA, 552 nt
Organism: Durusdinium trenchii
Lineage: Eukaryota; Dinophyceae; Suessiales; Symbiodiniaceae
Source: the annotation of a GenBank genome assembly
AUGGAUGGGCUUCACAAUGGGCUUCGCCCUCAACCGCUCCUCGGAACGUGGAAAGCACCAGGACCUUUUCGACCUCAGAUCCUUUUGAAAGCACUGCGCGACCGGGGUGUCCCCCGAUGGACGACCUGGAGCAGCGGAGCCUCUCGGGCGACCCUGGCCCUGGCCUUGGCCGCUGUGCCACAUUGGCGCGGCACAGCACGCCGGGUGGCACACCACGCAGUAGCUCCAGGCGCCGCGGAUUGGGCGGCACCAGUGGCUGUGGCUCGGAGUGCAGCGGGCGAGGUGGAGUUGGCACUGGGUGCUGUGGAACAACUCGUGGAUGGAACCAGGAGAUUGUAUGGCCAGAUCUUGGAUGAGGCAUCCCAAAGCUGGGUGCCUAUCCUACUGGUGGAGAGCCAGGGCGUGUGGCAGAACCAAGAUCUCUCAUUGAGUUUUUCGGUAGAAGAGAUGCUGGGCCAUGACAACUUGGACGCUGCCGCGCCGUCCUGGCCAAGAGAAGUGGUCCAAGAGCUGUCCAAGUGGCCGUUGAAGGGCCCGGGCACGGAUGACUGA